UGGAGGCGGCGCAAGCGCGAGGCGAUAGUGGGAGUGGCCACAGAUGGCGGAAGAGGAAGUAGGAGGAGGAGGCGGGAGGGUCACGCUGGUGUUCUUCAGACAGUGUCUUUGUUGGCUCAGCCUUUGAGGCAUCAUCGAAGAAUGGGCACCUCCCGGACAUUUUUGCACCUGUGCCCAUGGAGGACAAGGUCAGGUAUUAGCAGACAAUUGACACGAAAUGGAAGCACACGUGUCUGGCAACAGUCUGGGACCAGUUUAAACACAAGACUCUGCUGUCAGCAGCAUUUCUUAAUGUGCUGUCAUCUGUCCAGCAGUGGGGGUCCGGCAGGAAGGUACUGCCAACAGGCCUCGGCCAGCUGGGCCGCAGGGGACGUCUCUGAGCAAGAGCAGCGCCUGUUGUCCCGUCUGUACGCAGGCUUAAUUGGGGGACAGAGGGCCAGCCUGGCCGAGUGCAUCACCCUAGUUGAAUCCCAACACAAGCGGAAAAGGCAGCUGGCACAGGCCCUGCUGCAGCGUGUGCUGGCGCACCUAAAGCGACAAGAAGAGCAGAAUCGAGGAGAACCCCUUGCAUUUCGAGUAGGACUGUCAGGUCCACCUGGUGCUGGAAAAUCAACUUUUAUAGAAACAGUUGGAAAGAUGCUUACAGCAAAAAAGCACAAAGUUUCAGUUCUUGCUGUGGAUCCGUCAUCUUGCAACAGUGGGGGUUCACUUUUAGGAGAUAAGACCAGGAUGACAGAGUUAUCGAGAGAUUUGAACGCAUACAUCAGGCCGUCUCCCACUUCUGGAACACUGGGAGGAGUCACGAGAACUACAAAUGAGGCCAUCUUGCUUUGUGAGGCAGCAGGCUACGACGUGGUGCUUGUGGAGACAGUAGGAGUAGGCCAAUCUGAGUUUGCUGUAGCUGACAUGGUUGACAUGUUUGUUUUGCUGAUUCCACCAGCAGGGGGAGAUGAGCUGCAGGGCAUAAAGAGAGGGAUCAUUGAAAUGGCGGAUGUCGUAGUGAUAACUAAGGCUGAUGGCGAUUUGCUUCCUCCUGCUCGGCGAAUACAAGCUGAGUACACAAGUGCCAUGAAGUUUCUUAGGGGAAAAUCAAAGACUUGGAAACCUCAGGUGACCCGAAUUUCCUCCCGGACCGGAGAAGGAAUUCCGGAGUUGUGGGCCAAAAUGGAAGAGUUCCACAAGGCCAGGCUGGUCAGUGGGGAGUUGCUGGACCAGAGAUGCAGGCAACAGAAGGUGUGGAUGUGGAACUUGAUCCAGGAAAACCUCUUAACGCACUUCCGCGAGCACCCAGCUGUCUGUCGGCUGAUCCCCGCCACAGAAAUGAAGGUCACUGAUGGAGCGCUGUCUCCCGGCCUGGCUGCAGAUCUGUUGAUGAAGGCUUUUUCAGCAAAACAGUAAAGUGAGAAGGCUGAAGAGCAUUGGGCUUUUUCUCUUCUUUAUGAACGUGGCUGUCGUGGCCGAAGCGAGCGACUUCUCAGAAGCUCUGAUAACUGAAGUAAUCAGGUAAUUGUGGCAACAGUGAGAACAAUUCCUAAUUAAUUUAAACUAAUUCAACCAUCAAAUCCUCUUUUGAAACAAUGCACGUUCACGGUAGGUGGUUCACAUUUUAAUAAAUUAGUAAGCGUACAUGUAAGUCACAUCAGGAAAUAUCCAAAUAGAAUAGAAAUGCCCUCCCUUGCGCUGCAUGGGCACCACCAAGCUAUCCUUGUCACUGUUUUGUAAAGUCUGUCAUUACAGUUAAUUGCUUUAA
This is a messenger RNA of Polypterus senegalus (gray bichir), 1750 nucleotides long. RefSeq names its product metabolism of cobalamin associated A (gene mmaa). The transcript has 7 exons. The coding region runs from base 142 to 1398 and encodes 418 amino acids. Gene Ontology annotation, cellular component: cytoplasm. NCBI's taxonomy places the organism in Eukaryota, Metazoa, Chordata, Cladistia, Polypteriformes, Polypteridae. The record is from RefSeq and is a predicted model, not a curated record. Gene Ontology annotation, molecular function: GTPase activity; GTP binding.